AUGAAGGUUCUCUUAGUAACUCUGGUUUAUAUGCCAUUCAUCACUGCUCUAACAAGGAUUCCACUAGUUCAGUUUAACUCUAUCCGACAUGUACUUCGAAAAAGAGGAGAACUGGAACAGUUUUGGAGGGAUAAUUUACCUGAAAGUUUUGCUCGGAAGUACUAUCGUUGCUUUCCAUCAGAUACUCUUUUGUCCAUGGGAACUGCAAAGGAAAAGCUUCAUGAUUACAUGAAUGCCCAGUACUAUGGAGAGGUGAGCAUUGGCACCCCCCCUCAGAAAUUCACUGUGGUAUUUGACACUGGAUCUGCUGAUUUUUGGGUACCAUCAGCAUAUUGCAUCAGUGAUGCUUGUGAAAUUCAUCAAAAAUUCAAGUCAUUUUUGUCCCAUUCCUAUAAAUAUGGAGGGCAGCAAUUUUCUCUGCGAUAUGGCACUGGGCAUCUCAUGGGAAUUUCUUCCAAAGACAUAGUCCGGAUUAGCAACAUUUCCAUUGCGGCCCAAGGCUUUGGUGAAUCUGUCUUUGAGCCGGGCACCACCUUUAUCUCCGCACAUUUCGAUGGCGUGCUGGGCUUGGCAUAUCCUCCCUUGUCUGUGGUGGAAGCUCUUCCAGUCUUUGACAAUAUGAUGCAGCAGCAUUUGGUUGAAGAGCCUGUAUUUUCCUUCCUCUUGAACAGAGAUGGUUUUGAGGAUGGGAGUGAAUUGAUAUUUGGAGGUAUAGACCAUUCACUCUACACUGGGCCUGUUCACUGGGUUCCUGUCACUCGGAAAGAUUACUGGCAAAUUCCUAUUGACAAUGUGAAAAUCCAGGGACAGAUCAUAGCUUGUAAAAACGGCUGUGAAGCUAUGGUCGAUUCAGGAACCUCUCUUAUUACUGGUCCAUUCCAAGAUAUAAAAAAACUACAAGCAAAAGUUGGAGCCGUUCCCAGUUCUUCUGGAGAGUUUCUUGUGAACUGCAGAAGACUUUCCAGUCUGCCGCCAAUAAGCUUUACCAUUGGGCAGAAAGAAUUCCAAUUAACAGCACAGCAAUAUAUAAUUAAGGAAAACAGCAGAGAAGAGGCCUUGUGUUUCAGUGGUUUCCAGCCACUGGAUCUCAUCACUAAUGAAGCACCAAUGUGGAUUCUAGGAGAUGUAUUUAUGUCAGCUUUUUACUGUGUUUUUGAUCGUGGGAAUGAUAGAGUUGGCUUUGCAAAACCAGCUCCUAAAGGAAAGAGAAUAAAGCAACAGAAAUAGUAAAGCAUCACUGGUAGAAUUAAUAUUGAUAAUUUUACCUUUCACACAAUGAACAAGAAUCACUUUUGCUGUGUGGAGAGAGAAAGGGGAGAAGACAAUGUAAGAAGAUUUAACUAUCUGGAGCCAACUUUUACAGCCGGACUCUGAUCUUUAUGUAUUCAUGCUGGAGGUGUAGUGGCUUUUCCCAGCCUGCUGACUGUCUUAAGUGUCAGGGCUAACAUGAUGCCUGAUUGGAGAUCUAUUUAUGGUUGAAACCUCAAAACCUGCUAAGAAGCCAUAUCAGAAGAAGCUGAAUAAAAUCUUCAAAAGUCAUAGAGCUGAGCCAUUCAGCUUAGCCAGUUUACAUUUACUUGGAUCAUGAUGUACAUCCAUUUCUGUCUGCAAAGGAUGGUAGCUUUAGUUUUCAGUCCUCUAUAUACUUAGCUGGGAAUUGAACUCACUGAAGUAAACUGAACUUCUUUUGUUCUGAGGUGACAUGUAAUUCUGUUGAUUAGUUUAUUACUACCAAAUGGUAAGUAAAAAGUUAUUUGUCUGGAAUAAUUACGUUUCUUGUAUAACGGUUGGCAUAAAGGAAAAUUGUCCGGCAGGCCUGAUUAGGCCA
This is a messenger RNA of Candoia aspera, 1828 nucleotides long. Its product is annotated as cathepsin E-like. Gene Ontology annotation, biological process: proteolysis. The transcript is spliced from 9 exons. NCBI's taxonomy places the organism in Eukaryota, Metazoa, Chordata, Lepidosauria, Squamata, Candoiidae. Bases 1 to 1227 code for a protein of 408 amino acids. Gene Ontology annotation, molecular function: aspartic-type endopeptidase activity. The record is from RefSeq and is a predicted model, not a curated record.